AUGGUGCAAAAUAUUUGUCACCAUAAUACCAACCUGAAGGAUUAUGAGAUGAGGGGUGGCAUCAUUUCGCCUCCAGAUCGUUCUGUACCUCUAGGGUUAUCCAUCUAUACGAGUUCAAAAUGGUCGAGCUUUCUGCACACAUCCUAUUUCAUUCGCUGCCAGAAAGUAGGCAUGGAUAGUCAUGACGAAGUGGUUCAACAUGGCGAUGAUGACGAUACCAACAUAGAUCAAGAGGAGGAUACCUCCGAUAGCUACGGUAGUAGUAGUAGUGAUACGGAUGAUGAAGAAGAAGGAGCUUUAGCUCAACGUGUGGAUCAUUUACUAAGUUAUCUCCACAAGAAUGAAUUCCAUUACGAUUCCUACGUUGAACUCAUCAAUUUAUUAAGACAGCAAGGUGAUCUUGUACGAUUACGAUCAAUCCGCAAGAAAAUGAAUCAACUAUUUCCACUUACUGAAGAUUUAUGGAUGCAAUGGGUCUCCGAUGAAGCAAAUAUCGCGCAAACAGAAGAAGAAAAAGCCGGUCUUGUCGAAUUACUUGACAAAUCUAUAAUUGAUUACCUCUCUGUUGGAUUGUGGCAAAAGUACGCGUCAUAUUGUAUAACGGAAAAAGUAGGCAAUCAUAAUGAUAUCAGAAAUAUUUAUGAACGAGCUCUUACUUCCGUUGGACUCCACUUAACUAAGGGUUGUUAUAUUUGGGAUGAUUACCGAGAAUAUGAAAUUAAUAUCUUAAAUUCGAUGACUGAAACUGAUGACUUGACCUCUAUUGCGAAAGAAUCACUUGAUCAGAAAGAUAGGAUUACUACCCUGUACAAAAGACAAUUAGCAGUUCCUCUAUUAGGUAUGCAGGGUACUUGGCGGGAUUUCGAAAGUUGGAUGGGCAAAGACUCCAUAGAUGAAUAUACCAAACAAUUAUAUGAGCAAGCUGUAGAGAAACUUGACCAACGAAUGCAAUAUGAAGAUUCUUUGCUAUCGGUUGAAUCAACAUUAGACGGAUAUAAAAAUUACAUAGAAUUUGAAAAAACAACCAACGAGCCUGCUAGAAUUCAAUGUCUCUACGAAAGAAGCUUACGAAAUCAUUGCCUUUCUCCAGAACUGUGGCAGAGCUACACGCAAUAUUUGGAUACGAAGUUGAAAGUGUGGAGUAUUGCGGUACAAGUCUACGAAAGAGCUAUCAGAAAUUGCCCAUGGGUAGCAGCUUUAUGGCAUGGAUACCUGAGAGCACAAGAGCGUGCAGGUGGACCUAUCGAAAAAAUGCGAGAUACGGUAACCACAGCUCUUAACUGCAAUCUCGGUAGUAUGGAAAAUGAUUUAUCGUUAUGGCUUAUAUAUAUUGAUCGUUUGCGAAGAAAUAUCAAACCUGGUGGAGAAGACAGUGAGGAAAUAACGCUUUUAAGAGAUACUUUUCAGGCUGCAUUGAACCAUAUAUAUAAUAGAUACGAAACUGUAGAGUCUAUUGAUUAUUUACAAAAAUAUUGGGCUAAAAUUGAGGCUCGACAUUUCAAUAAUAUUGAAAAAUGUCGUCAAUUACGUGAAGAAUUAUUAAAUAUUGGUCAUAAAAGACAAGCGUCAUACUGGAUUGAAUACAUUGAACUCGAAAGGGCAUACGGUGAUAUUCAAAACUGUCAAAAAUUAUUCUCCCGUGCAAUCCGAGCAGUUAAUGACGACCCUGAAGGAAUAUGCCAAGCUUGGCUUGAUUUUGAAAGAGAAGAAGGACAAUUGUCAGAUUGGGACAUUGCGAAUGCAAAGUGCCAAGAUCAACUUCAAGUAAUAUCUCAAAAGCGAGCUAAGGCUGUCGAAAAGGAGGCAGAAGAAAAGAAGAAAAGAAAGGAAGAAAAAGAAAGGUCUAAAAUGCAAGAUCGAAUCAAUCGAAAGUUGGCUCAGACGGUUGCAGAAAGAAAUCAAAUAGAUGCAGAUGCUCCCUCUAGAGAGAAACGAAAAUUUGAUUUCGAUAGUCGUAAGGAAUCAGGAAUUACGAAAAAAAGUAGAACUGAUGGCAGUCUAAAUAACCCGAGUAGAGAAAGGGAAAGGUACAACGAGAAAACCUCUGUAUUUAUUAGUAAUGUUCCCUUCAGUGCAGUGGAAGACGACAUUAGAAGUUUUUUUUCAACGUGUGGCAACGUGAAAGAUGUUCGCCUAGUACGAGCACCUAACGGAAAAUUUAAAGGUUACGGUUACGUAGAGUUUGAAGAUGAGUUGGUGACACAAGAAGCUUUGAAACUUGAUAGGAAUACUAUAGCUGGCCGACCUGUGUAUGUUUCUGAAAAUGUAGACAAAUCGAAGCACCCUACUGAAUUUAAGUUUGGAUCUGGAAUGGAUCGAUGUACACUAUUUGUUAAAAAUACUAAAGAUAUCUCAUCUGAUAGACUUCGAGAGGUAUUCAAUCAGUUUGAAGGUUUACGAGACAUUAGAUGUGUUGCUAGAAAAUCGGGAAGGUCAAGAGGUUUCGCUUAUAUCGAAUUUUCCAAUGAGGCUUCAGCAGCUAACGCAGUCAAGACGUUAGAUAACACUGAAAUUGAUGGUGUAACGAUAUCGGUAGCAAUAUCAAAUCCUGAUGCUAAGGAAACAUCAGAAUUUGAGAAGAAUCGCAAGCCUGAAAUUAGAGAACGUAACGAGAGCAAAAAUCGAUCGACUUCGGACGUGCCUACAGUUACUAGUCGUGGACGUGGUCGAACUGGCCUGUCUUUUAUGGUCCCAAGAUCAGUAAAAAAGAAUGAUAGUACUACUUCUGAAUCCAGUAAUAAUUCUAGCAGCAAACUGAGCAAUGAUGACUUUCGUAAAAUGUUAACGAAAUAG
Messenger RNA from Trichoplax adhaerens, 2793 nucleotides. RefSeq lists its product as uncharacterized. Bases 1 to 2793 code for a protein of 930 amino acids. Lineage: Eukaryota; Metazoa; Placozoa; Uniplacotomia; Trichoplacea; Trichoplacidae. Gene Ontology annotation, biological process: RNA processing. Gene Ontology annotation, molecular function: protein binding; RNA binding. The record is from RefSeq and is a predicted model, not a curated record. The transcript is spliced from 28 exons.